Dreissena polymorpha is the source of this 1265-nucleotide messenger RNA. RefSeq lists its product as uncharacterized. Lineage: Eukaryota; Metazoa; Mollusca; Bivalvia; Myida; Dreissenidae. The record is from RefSeq and is a predicted model, not a curated record. The transcript is spliced from 11 exons. Bases 1 to 1188 code for a protein of 395 amino acids.
AUGACAUUCACUGCAUCUGCCUCCAAUUGUGGUGUGCCGUUUGUAGACAACGCAGAGUGGUCAGGAUCUAGCACGACGCUGGGAUCCAACGUAACCUUCACUUGCAAUACCAGCUACGUUCUGCAAGGUAACACGACGUCUACUUGCCAGGCCACCGGAUCAUGGAGCCCCCUGCCCUCCUGUAGCUACCAGUGUGAAGAGGUGGCAGUCAUUCCCAACGGAAAGGUUGCACACUCAUGCUUACGCUUACUACAGUCAUGCACUGUUCAAAUUUCGUGCAAUUCUACGCACGAUCUCAUUGGUCAAUAUAACAUCAUUUGCGUGCCAGGUGGUUGGAGUCACGAAUGGCCUAAAUGCAGACCAAAGGCCCAGUUAAGGGGAUCGUUGACCAGUAUCACUUUGUUCAUUAAACCACCUAGUGACGAACAAGGGCUCAAAAGAUUCAUGGACGCACUAGGAGCUGAGCUCGAUGACCAUUUCAAAACUGAGAUGGGAUCUUAUUACGAGUCAGUUACAGUACAUUCCAUCAGCUCCAACGGAGUGGCAAACAUCUCGUUUUACAUCGGAAACACGGACGCGGCCACAGCAUCAUUUGCGAGUUCCAUGGCGGCUCUAAUCAAGGGCGAACCAAUCACCGUGCUGAACAACAAAACCAGGGUUAAAGCAGCCACACUGGAGUCUGGACAACAAGUCAGUUUAAACCAAACAGAGGCGGAGAUGUCUUGCGCCAUUUACGAGUCAAUCCAAGGGUUAUGUCCCACUCAGACAAAGUGCAAAUAUGUAGAUGAGAAACCGGUUUACGACUUCGCCCUGUUGGUUGGCCUCGGUGUUGGAAUCCCUUUGUUUCUCAUCGCCGCCCUUGUAUUGGGUCUUCUCACGUACCGGAUGUGCAGAAAUAGAAGAAAGAUGGUGGAGGAUGACGAUACAGUUAGCUCAUAUAGCACUUACAAACCCGUUAUGGGACCAUACCUACCGGCUAUCAUUCCGACCCGGUACAAUCCGAUGGGUCGUCCUGGCCCAAUAUAUAGCAACGAACAUGGGUGGGACAAUAUGUCUGAAAUAGGAAGAAAUAACGCUCCGUCUGAUGUAGAAGUUUCAAUAGGAUUCGAGGAUCAGUUAUAUCGUUCGGAACAGCCUUCAAACUUUUCAUGGGACCAUAUGUAUCCUCGAAUUAAUGAACGACUUUGAUCACAGACGUGGAUUUCAUCCAGAAGAGAAAUACCUCAAUACAUUCCCAUUCGGUUGAAAAACUGGCCACACAAGGG